AUGACUGACGCGGCUUCCACCCAUGCAAAGGAGCCUGAAGCAAAAUCCACAGAGACUGAAGAGAAACCCAAAAGCCGAGAGCUUUGGGAAAAUACGAUCAACGAGAUUAUCGACAAGAUAAAAUGCGGGUUGAGGUUCAAAAAUCACGCUGGAAAAGAAGUCAAUCUCCGGGAUGUGGAUAAGAAGAUUCUCAACUCGGCGGUUCACUUCUUCGAGAUUGUUAGAGGACUUGCAGCCUGUGAUCCCACUGGCCAUGGUAGGAUGUCCCGUGGUAUCAUUUUAUUUGCUUAUAGGACCUCAGUUUCUAAUGCGAGGAUAAUCGUCUCACUUGGAUUGACCGAGUAUACCAAGUCAUUCUAG
Messenger RNA from Aspergillus wentii DTO 134E9, 360 nucleotides. RefSeq lists its product as uncharacterized. The transcript has 3 exons. Bases 1 to 360 code for a protein of 119 amino acids. The record is from RefSeq and is a predicted model, not a curated record. Lineage: Eukaryota; Fungi; Ascomycota; Eurotiomycetes; Eurotiales; Aspergillaceae.